Messenger RNA from Folsomia candida, 5451 nucleotides. It is a transcript of the gene Asator, whose product is annotated as tau-tubulin kinase homolog Asator. The coding region runs from base 307 to 4197 and encodes 1296 amino acids. Gene Ontology annotation, biological process: peptidyl-serine phosphorylation; signal transduction. Lineage: Eukaryota; Metazoa; Arthropoda; Collembola; Entomobryomorpha; Isotomidae. Gene Ontology annotation, molecular function: ATP binding; protein serine/threonine kinase activity. The transcript has 19 exons. Gene Ontology annotation, cellular component: nucleus; cytoplasm. The record is from RefSeq and is a predicted model, not a curated record.
UUUGCACUCAGUCAACCACCAACCUACUUGAGAACCACCGCUUGUCCCGGUAAUCCACGCCGACACCCUUUGUGUACAUUUUUAACUCGGGAAUUAAAUAUUCGGUUUAAUACCUCAGAUUUUGAGGCUCGAAAAGUGAAAUGUUAUUCGGAGCGAUCAAUCAUAUUUCGAAGGAUUUCUGAUUUGUGUAAAGUAGUCAACUAAUAUUAGUUGUGGACAAAGCAAUAAUAAUUAUUUGUUGUUGUUGUGAUGGUUUGGGGUGAAUUAGUGUGACCUCUUCUCCGCCGUAGAAAAACAAAAACAAGGAUGGGAAUUCGGGAGGAGUCCGUAUUCAGCAACACGCCACAAUUUUGGCGUGACUUCGAAGCCGGAGUUAAAUCACAGCUCGAUCCUUGCUCCAACAACAAUAGUCACACUCACAACAGCAACAACAACCACAACAAUAGUGUCAAUAAUGGUGGUCGGAUCAUCAACAAGGGAGGCGGUGUCGUGGUGGUGCUAGUCGCAGCUGUUCCGGACAAGCGAGACGUCAACAACAACAACCAGACCUCGAGCAACCAGGGGGCGGAGGAGAAGGAGGAGGACUCGUCGAAAGGUCAGCAGCCGGCCACCUUCGUCCGAGACAGUCGCUUCCAUCACAUCACGAUGGCCUCCGAGGACCUCCUCCAACCUGGUCACAUUGUCAAAGAGAGAUGGAAAGUGACAAAGAAGAUUGGGGGAGGUGGCUUUGGAGAGAUUUACGAGGGGAUUGACCUGGUCACGAAGGAACAGGUCGCCCUCAAGGUGGAGUCUGCCAAACAGCCGAAACAGGUGCUCAAGAUGGAGGUGGCCGUCCUUAAAAAGCUCCAAGGAAAGGAGCACGUGUGUCGCUUCAUCGGGUGUGGCCGUAACGAACGGUUCAACUACGUGGUGAUGCAGCUCCAGGGCAGGAACCUGGCUGAGUUGCGGCGUGCCCAGCCGAGGGGGGCCUUCUCUCUCUCUACCUCCCUCCGUCUCGGCCACCAGAUCCUCCGGGCCAUCGAGUCCAUCCACGAAGUCGGCUUCCUCCACAGAGAUAUCAAACCCUCCAACUUUUCCAUGGGUCGCCUCCCACACACUUCGCGCAAGGUGUACAUGCUAGACUUUGGCCUAGCACGACAAUACACCACGGCCACUGGGGAGGUUCGAGCCCCUCGCGCAGCUGCGGGCUUCCGCGGCACGGUCCGCUACGCAUCCAUCAAUGCCCACAAGAACAAGGAGAUGGGGAGACAUGACGACCUCUGGUCCCUGUUUUAUAUGCUCGUGGAGUUUGUCAAUGGUCAGCUGCCGUGGCGAAAGAUCAAGGACAAGGAGCAGGUGGGCGUCAUCAAGGAGAAGUACGAUCACCGCCUCCUUCUCAAACACCUCCCCUCAGAUUUCAAACAGUUUCUCGAUCACAUUCAAAGUUUGGAGUACAGUGAUAAGCCAGACUACUCGAUGUUGGCUGGCGUAUUUGAGCGUUGUAUGAAGCGUCGUGGCGUGAAGGAGACGGACCCAUUCGACUGGGAGAAACUGGCGAGUGAAGUUUCCUCCCCCAACACCACGCCCCACAACAACCCACCCCAUCCCCCCGUCAUUAAACCCAUCACCGGAGGUGUGUUGGAGGCAGGAGACACGGCCAUCAUCAUGUCGAGUCUGGACAACAACCAGGAGAACAUUGAGCCACCAGACAACAAGAACGCCUUGGAAGCGGCCAGGCUUGCGGAACAGGACGCGAGACGGCGUCGCCGAAGAGAGCCAUGCAUGCUGGACUCGGUGGGAGGUUCUGGUCUCCAGUCCGGAACGCUACCGGUGGCCAGCGUUAACCAGUUUAGCGAGGGGUCAGCUUGCGGAGGAAACAAGCAGAUGCCUCCACAAAUGUGCAAUAACAACGUGGGAGACUCGCCCAAGAGGAAAAAGAAGGAGGCAGAGCUGCUCAACAACGCCACGGGUGGAGGUCUGGACGGUGGGCUUGGAGAGAAGGAGGACAAGGCUGAACUAGGCGUCGCUCUGGACGAGGGUGGAGUAAUGCAGGUGGCUCUGUGUGGGAGCAAGCCACCUUCUCAGGAUGCGGGGGUGGUGAACAAAGUUCGGCCCAGGUCCACACCUCCAGUGGUAACGAACAAAGGCGGUGGCGGGGCGGCUGGCGUAGGAAAGCUGCGUCUUGGGUCUCAAAUAGAAGACAGCAUUGGUGGGGUGGAUCCACAGCUCACUUGCAAUGACUCAAUAGGCUAUGACUACACCAAAGGACGAGGGGAAGGUCUCUCCAUGUGCUCUAUCGACCCAGACGGCGACCCUCAAGUCCACCCAACCACUCCUCCCACGACGGGGAAGGAGUCAUCUCUUAACCCACCGCCAUCCUCUUCUGCCGGUCGUCGCUCCUCUCACGGACUGAGCAGAUCCCGGUCUGGUCGUGGGUCGCGACCCUUCAGCCACCCCCACUCGUCCUCGCACUACGGCGGCGGGAAGAGCGUGGCUGGAGGGGACCAGUCUAUUACCCAGUUCGCAGAAAUGGAGGAUGGAGGGAUGUCUGCGCAUGGGCAGAUUACGCGAGGCGGCGGCGGGGGUGGCCUCUUGACGAUGGCCUCCCAGUGGAAGUCCCAGUUCGACGAUGGGGACGACCAGACGGACAACGAGUGGAGAGCCGCAGAGCAACUGGCCAGUCCUGAGCACAACGUGACGAAAGGGGUGUUGGGCGGUCAGGGGUUCAAAUUGGGUGAGUUGCUGGAAGAUGAGGCGGAGGAGGCAGAUGAGCAGGGCGUGGUGGUGAUAGUUACUCAUGACCCCACACCUCCACCCACGAUAAAAAUACCAUCCCCACCGCCAGUCACACACCGCCAUCGGUUUGAUGAAGGAACAACGCAGCAGCAGCGUGGCGUCUGCGGGGGUGAACAGCGUUCUUCACUUAAUUAUCUCAACCUGGAAGCGUCCACUGAAGAGUCCGCCCUGGUCGGAAGUCUUCCCAAAGUGCACAGCAACCCAGAGAUCUCGGAACAUAUUCGGCCUGGUCUGGAAGCACCUCUCGUCCUUCACGCCGCCUUUGAUGAGUACGCCUACGACUUGGACCUUUCUCGCAACGUGGCUUCCAAACAAGUAAUAAGGUUACCCUGUGAUACCCAACAGCAACAACACCUCACCCUCCUGGGCGCGCCGGACGGGGAAAACAUCUACCGUAGCAUGCCGGCCCUCAACCGUCUGCUGAUUGAGAAUGAGAAUGGAGUCGGAAAUGGUGGCGACCCUUCCGCGGAACUGGUCGCAGGUCGACUCGAAAUCCGCGUCGUGUCGUCGCCCCUUCCUUCGGGCGAUGGGGGCGGUUCUGUCGCCAUGAGCAGCACACCACUUCAUUUCCUAGGCAAGAAAGAGGAACUCCUGGCUGGGAAUGAUGGUGAAGUCACAAAUGUGCCCCCACACCUGCCCAAGUUGAAGAGUAUACUCAAGAACAAGGUGGAAGGAGUUGGAGAGGAUGUAUCCCAGCCACCUCCACUUCAAACGACGACGACGACGACGAGCAGGGCGGGAGAGGAAGAAGACUUUCAGACGCCCAAGGUGGACCAGAUGACGGAGGCAGCUCUCUUCGCCACGGCCAACAAUCCAGAGGACGCCUCAGUCUAUUUCGAUGCCACAGUGGGGGCAGGGCCAGAGGAACUCUCAACCCAACCACCACCACCCACGCUACACGACCACGAGCACGACGUCAUCAACGGCAAUAUGCAAAUACCUCUCAAUAAGAACGCAUUCGAGAUUGAGCUUGGCGGUGAUGCUCCAGUGGCGCUGUCGCCAGCCCACACGAGCCUCGCCCUGGGUGGCUGCACACCUGGACUGAGGCGAAGGAGGGAAGCUAGUGAAAAAUAUGCCACUUCGAUCGCCGAACUAGGUCUCAGAUUUCAGAGAAGAAGACGCCAUUUUGCCGGCAGCUCUGGCACUUCCAACGAGAGUGACUCGGGCGGUAGUCUUGGUGGCGGUGGGAUCAGGUGCGCCCCACUCCUCGACGAGGCUGCCAUUGAUGAUCGCGAGCGGGGCGUACCGACCGUGUUGUUGGGCGACAGGCCGAGCCCAUCUGGUGGCGUAAAGGAAGAUUCCUCAUCGAGCAGCAACGACCCGGCCCCUCCCACACCUCCCCCAGGUCACCCACACCACCCGGAACUUCAAACUAGAAUACGACGUUACCGAAGCUCAGACCCAUCGGAUGGAAAAGACUAAAUAAUAAUAAAGUUAUUAAGACUUGUGAAGAAAACCAACCCUGUACACUGAUUGAUAUACGAUUGUUGUUGUUGAGUGAGGUUGUGUCCCACCCCAGGCCCCGCUUUUAACUAUGUACGUCCUAUACGGUCCUUGUUCUCAUUGGAGCGAAGAUAUUUGUUGGGAGCUACGCGAUGCGCUGUAUUGUAUUGCUGCCUCUAAUUCGUCACCUCCCCCAUCACGUCGGCCCCUCUAAACACCAAGCAACCGAUAAAACCACCAUCACAUUAUCAUUUCCAAGCAGAUUAUUACGUACGGUCGUUAUUAUCUAAAUAUUAUUUAAUUUAUGUGAACACUUGUAUCGAUUGAGUCAGAAUUAUUACUAUUAUUCAAAAUCCUAUUAUUUUGUCACGUGGAGGCAGAUGCAUUAUUUUGUGUUGAAUAGAAAGUAUUUUAAUUUUAUUUACGCGACUUGUUCCAAUAACUGUAUCAAGUGCCACACCUGGAUCCAUCUAGUCAGUAGUCGCCCCAUAAUCUCACCUGCCACUGCUUUUAGGCUAAGGAAUACCCCAGUCAUGAAGACGUUGAUGAUCUGACGCCAAGUGAGACGACCUGGUCGGUUCUACGAAACUUGGUGCAAGCCGGGAGGAGGGCGGUCAGGAAGGAUAUUACAUAAAAUUUUAGGAGCUAUUUAUUCGCAGUAAAUGAUACUCCUCCUCCUCCUCCACUACUCGCCCCACUGCUACUUAUGCAAACAUGGGGCUUUACUCACUCUUCAUAUUUGUACGAUAAAAUACGUGUAUGCGGAGCAGCCAACAAUUUAUAGGAACUAAGAUGCACUUUCUUUCGUCCACGAGAACACGCGUUGUAGGAAGACGGAUAAAAGUAAUGCAAAUACUCGCGGCGUGAACAAAAAGUGACAAAGCUUUUUUUGCGCCUCUCUUUUCUAAGAUUUUAAAAUGGCCAGCGACUGCAGGCGCUAUUACGACAAUUAACUGAGGACUAUUAUGCGAGAAGGGUAUUUACAUUCAUACAAACUACAAUGCAUGAUAAGGUUUGAGCUGCGGCAGAACUAAUAAAACAUGUUGAGUGUGACUUUGAUGAUUAUACUACUAAUUGAUAUAAAUGGGAAUUAAGAGUGAUAUAUAUGUAUGAUUAAGUGUAAACCUCUCCCAAAAAAGACGGACUUUUAUGAUUACUGAUUGAUAAUUGUUAUUACGAUACACACGGACAAAUAAGAAGAAACGAAAAUAAAGGCAAAGUUUGUUCAUUGAA